GCGGCAAGGCGCGAUGACGGAACGGAAGGGGACAGCUAAAGUGGACUUUCUGAAGAAGAUUGAAAAGGAAAUCCAGCAAAAGUGGGAUGAUGAGAGAGCAUUUGAAGUUAACGCAACAGAUGCUGCAAACCAGAAGAGCAAUGGCAAAUACUUUGUCACCUUUCCAUACCCAUACAUGAAUGGCCGGCUUCACUUGGGACACACAUUUUCUUUAUCAAAGUGUGAGUUUGCUGUUGGCUAUCAGAGGCUAAAAGGAAAAAUCUGCCUGUUCCCGUUUGGACUGCAUUGCACUGGCAUGCCCGUUAAGGCAUGUGCAGAUAAGCUGAAAAGAGAAAUGGAAUUGUACGGCUGUCCACCAGAAUUCCCUGAUGAAGAGGAGGAAGAGGAGGAAUCUAAGGGGGAUGAAAUGGUCAUCAAAGACAAGGCUAAAGGCAAAAAGAGCAAGGCUGCUGCUAAGACCGGGUCUUCAAAGUACCAGUGGGGAAUCAUGAAGUCUUUGGGCCUCUCUGAUGAAGAAAUAAUGAAGUUUUCAGAGGCUGAACAUUGGCUUGAUUACUUCCCACCUCUGGCUAUUCAAGAUUUAAAGAACAUGGGACUGAAGAUCGAUUGGAGACGCUCCUUCAUCACCACUGAUGUUAACCCCUAUUAUGAUUCUUUUGUACGAUGGCAAUUUCUAACCCUAAGGGAAAGAAAUAAAAUUAAAUUUGGUAAACGAUACACUAUUUAUUCGCCAAAAGACGGACAGCCAUGUAUGGAUCAUGACAGACAAACAGGGGAGGGAGUCGGACCUCAAGAAUACACUUUAAUUAAAAUGAAGGUGGUAGAACCUUAUCCUGUGAAAUUAAGUGGCCUGAAAGGAAAGACUAUCUUCUUGGUAGCUGCUACUCUGAGACCAGAGACUAUGUUUGGACAGACUAAUUGUUGGGUUCGCCCUGACAUGAAGUACAUUGGGUUUGAGACUGUGAAUGGGAAUAUUUUUAUUUGCACACAGAGAGCUGCAAGGAAUAUGUCUUACCAAGGUUUCACAAAAACCAAUGGAGUAGUACCUGUCGUGAAGGAGCUUAUGGGGGAGGAGAUCCUUGGGGCUGCGUUGUCAGCCCCUCUAACAUCCUACAAAGUCAUCUAUGCCCUUCCAAUGCUGUCUAUUAAGGAAGAUAAAGGCACUGGAAUAGUUAGCAGCGUCCCAUCUGAUUCCCCAGAUGACAUUGCGGCCUUUAGAGACUUAAAGAAAAAACAGGCAUUUCGAGCAAAGUAUGGCAUUAAAGAUGAAAUGGUCCUGCCAUAUGAACCAAUCCCCGUCAUCGAGAUCCCUGGCUACAGCAACCUUUCUGCUCCGCUGGUCUGCGAUGAGCUCAAAAUCCAGAGUCAGAAUGACAGAGAGAAGCUGGCGGAAGCCAAGGAGAGACUAUACCUGAAAGGAUUUUAUGAGGGAGUAAUGUUGGUGGAUGGAUUCAAAGGCCAGAAAGUCCAGGAUGUCAAGAAACUCAUUCAGAAGAUGAUGAUCGACAAUGGUGAAGCAAGUAUUUAUAUGGAGCCAGAGAAGCAAGUUAUAUCUAGAUCUGCAGAUGAGUGUGUGGUGGCUCUCUGUGACCAGUGGUACUUGGACUAUGGUGAAGAAAACUGGAAGCAACAGGCUUUUGAAUGUUUGAAGACACUUGAGACAUUUUGUGAAGAAACACGAAGAAAUUUUGAAGCUUCUUUAGGCUGGUUGCAGGAACAUGCCUGCUCAAGAACAUACGGAUUAGGAACUCGAUUGCCAUGGGACGAGCAGUGGUUGAUAGAGUCUCUCUCUGACUCAACUAUCUACAUGGCUUUCUAUACGGUUGCUCAUCUGCUGCAAGGAGGCAAUCUCCGUGGAGAAGGAGAGUCCCCACUGAAGAUUAGGCCAAAUCAGAUGUCUAAAGAAGUUUGGGACUACAUCUUCUUUAAGACAGCUCCAUUCCCUGCCACGAAAAUCCCAAAGGAAACGCUGGAUAAACUAAAGCAGGAGUUUGAAUUUUGGUAUCCUGUGGAUCUACGAGUUUCUGGCAAGGACCUUGUUCCAAAUCACUUGUCCUACUAUCUCUAUAACCACGUGGCCAUGUGGCCAGAUCAAAGAGAAAAAUGGCCUCUAGCUGUGCGAGCAAAUGGACAUCUCCUCCUGAAUUCAGAGAAGAUGUCUAAAUCUACGGGCAACUUUCUCACUCUGUCCGAAGCUUUUGAGAAGUUUUCUGCUGAUGGUAUGCGGUUGGCGUUGGCUGAUGCAGGCGACACCGUAGAAGAUGCAAACUUUGUGGAAGCCAUGGCAGAUGCUGGCAUCCUCAGACUGUACACUUGGGUGGAGUGGGUGAAGGAAAUGCUUGCUAACUGGGACAGCUUAAGAAGCGGGCCUGCUGCUACCUUCAACGACAGGGUCUUUGCCAGUGAAAUGAACAUGGGCAUCAUCAAGACAGAUCAAAACUAUGAGAAGACUAUGUUCAAGGAAGCCCUGAAAACUGGCUUCUUUGAGUUUCAGGCAUCGAAAGACAAGUACCGCGAACUAGCCAUUGAAGGGAUGCACAGAGACUUGGUGCUCCAGUUUAUUGAAUCUCAGACGCUCCUGUUAGCUCCGGUCUGCCCUCAUGUGUGUGAAUACACUUGGGCACUGUUGGGCAAGAGUGACUCCAUCAUGAACGCUUCCUGGCCAGUGCCUGGCCCUGUGGAUGAAAUAUUGAUCCGCUCUUCCCAGUACCUCACAGAAGUUGCCCACGACCUUCGCCUGCGCCUCAAAAACUAUAUGGCGCCAGCAAAAGGAAAGAAGGGCAAUAAGGAAGCGCCCCAGAAGCCGUCGCACUGCACCAUUUAUGUGGCCAAGAACUACCCACCUUGGCAGCACACCACACUGUCUCUUCUACAGAAACACUAUCAGACCAAUGGAGGACAACUACCAGACAACAAAAUAAUUGCCAGUGAACUCGGCUCCUUGCCAGAACUGAAGAAAUACAUGAAAAGGGUUAUGCCUUUUGUUGCCAUGAUCAAGGAGAAUCUAGAGAAGAAAGGCCCCCGUGUACUUGAUCUGGAGCUGGAGUUUGAUGAACGGGCUGUACUCGUGGAGAACAUUGUCUACCUGACCAAUUCCUUGGAGCUGGAGCAUAUAGACUUGAAGUUUGCUUCCGAAGGAGAUGAGAAAAUCAAAGAAGAUUGCUGUCCUGGAAAACCGCUUUGCACGUUCAGAGUGGAACCUGGCGUGUCUGUAUUUCUGGUAAACCCACAGCCAGCAAAUGGCCACUUCUCUACAAAAAUUGAGGUCAGGCAAGGAGAUGGUCGAGAUGCAAUAAUCAGACGUUUGAUGAAGAUAGACAGAGGAAUCAAAGAUCUUUCCAAAGUGAAACUGAUGAGGUUUGAUGAUCCUCUCUUGGGACCUCGUCGUGUCCCUGUGCUCGGAAAAGAAGAUGCUGAGAAGACUCCCAUCUUAGAACAGGCUGUCUUUCACAUAGACCUAGCUGGCAAGCAAGUUCGCCUCACUGAGAAUGGGCGAACAACCAAUAUUGGGGAUACGCUGGUCUACGUUGUUAGUUAGGACUUGGACAGAGCUGCUCUGAUCACUGAUGAAUCUUCAGGUCACAUGGAAGGGGUUUGGAAGCAAUAGUGGACCACAGCAAAUU
Euleptes europaea (tarantolino) is the source of this 3623-nucleotide messenger RNA. RefSeq names its product leucyl-tRNA synthetase 1 (gene LARS1). The transcript has 32 exons. Lineage: Eukaryota; Metazoa; Chordata; Lepidosauria; Squamata; Sphaerodactylidae. The coding region runs from base 14 to 3538 and encodes 1174 amino acids. Gene Ontology annotation, biological process: leucyl-tRNA aminoacylation. The record is from RefSeq and is a predicted model, not a curated record. Gene Ontology annotation, molecular function: ATP binding; leucine-tRNA ligase activity; aminoacyl-tRNA deacylase activity.